GCGGACGAAAGAAUAAAUCAUGGACCAACAUUAGUGAUUCAUGGUGGUGCAGGAGUAAUAAAUCGUACAAACUUCCCGGAAAGCAAGCAAAAAGAAUAUAUUGAUGCAUUAAAAGAGUCACUUUUAGUUGGGUAUGAAGUAUUGAGAAAAGGGGGAAGUUCUUUUGACGCCGUUGUUGCUUCCGUCAUAGUUCUGGAAGAUUGCCCGUUUUUCAACGCUGGUAAAGGAUCAGUAUUUACUAUAAGUGGCAAGGACCCUGAAAAUCCACAUGUAUUCCUUGGAGGUAUUGAAGCUGAAAAGUACGCGAAAUCGAAAGGAUUAGAAAUGGUGGAUCCGGGCUAUUUUUGGACAAAACAUAGAUGGAAGCAACAUUUAGAUGGAUUAGAAAAGAAAGAGUUGAUACCUGAAAAUUUGAGAAUGUUAAAUAAUCUCGAUAAUGGCGAUUCAAGUGAUAUUGAUCCGAAUCCGAUAGGAACAGUUGGAGCUGUUGCGGUUGAUAUAAAUGGGAUCAUUUCUACGGCCACGUCUACGGGCGGAUUCAAUAAUAAAAAAGAUGGUCGUAUCGGUGAUACACCAUUAAUAGCAUGUGGAACUUGGGCCGAUAAUGAAACAUGUGGUGUCAGUGGUACUGGAAAUGGCGAAUUUUUCAUUCGUCAUAGUGUUGCAUAUGAUGUGGCAGCGAGAAUGAAAUAUCUUGAAGAAAGUGUGCAAGAUUCGGCUUCCAACGUUAUCGAGAAUUUAUCGAAAGUUGGUGGUAGUGGUGGAGUCAUCGCAUUGGAUAAAUACGGAAAUUGUAACGCAUUCUUUAAUCAAGUUGCCAUGCCUUUCAAUACCGAAGGAAUGUUCAGAGGAUAUAUUCGCAUUUCUGAAGGUAUUCCAUAUGCUUAUAUAUUCGAAGAUAA
Racocetra fulgida is the source of this 902-nucleotide messenger RNA. The record is from the annotation of a GenBank genome assembly. Lineage: Eukaryota; Fungi; Glomeromycota; Glomeromycetes; Diversisporales; Gigasporaceae.